GCGGGCGGGGACGACUAGCAUUUAUCACUUCCAGCAAGUGCCGGAGCUCGGCCCCGCAGCGCAGAGGCUGCGGUGCGGGUGGUCGCGGGAGCUGACCCUGUGGGGGCCCCGGGGGGGGAGGGGGAGCCGGAAAGCCCCCGCCGAGGCCAUCGCUGCGGGGCCUCCCCUCCCCCCCGGGCGGGCGCCAUGCGGGGGGGCUCUGGCGACGCGGAGCGGCGGCAGCGCUGGGGUCGCCUGUUCGAGGAGCUGGACAGCAACAAGGACGGCCGCGUGGACGUGCAUGAGUUGCGCCAGGGGCUGGCCAGGCUGGGAGGGGGCGAUCCCGACCGUGCACAGCAGGGCAUCUCCUCUGAGGGGGAUCCAGAUGGUGGCCUCAGCCUGGAGGAAUUCACUCGCUACCUGCAGGAACGGGAGCAGCGGCUUCUGCUCAUGUUUCACAGCCUUGACCGGAACCAGGAUGGUCACAUUGAUGUCUCUGAGAUUCAGCAGAGCUUCCGAGCACUGGGCAUCUCCAUCUCGCUGGAGCAGGCAGAGAAAAUUCUACACAGCAUGGACCGCGAUGGCACCAUGACCAUUGACUGGCAGGAAUGGCGAGACCACUUUCUGCUGCACUCCCUGGAGAAUGUGGAGGAUGUCCUAUAUUUCUGGAAGCAUUCUACGGUCCUGGACAUUGGCGAAUGCCUGACGGUGCCCGAUGAGUUCUCCAAGCAGGAGAAACUUACGGGCAUGUGGUGGAAGCAGCUGGUGGCUGGUGCCGUGGCGGGGGCUGUGUCGCGGACAGGCACAGCUCCUCUGGACCGUCUCAAGGUCUUCAUGCAGGUCCACGCCUCUAAGUCCAACCGGCUCAACAUCCUAGGGGGCCUGCGAAACAUGGUUCAAGAAGGGGGCAUCUUGUCCCUCUGGAGGGGCAACGGCAUCAACGUGCUCAAGAUUGCCCCUGAAUCGGCCAUCAAGUUCAUGGCUUACGAACAGAUCAAGCGGGCCAUCCGGGGGCAGCAAGAGACGCUGCACGUUCAGGAACGCUUCGUGGCUGGCUCCCUGGCCGGGGCCACAGCUCAAACCAUCAUCUAUCCCAUGGAGGUACUGAAGACAAGGCUGACUCUACGCAGAACUGGCCAGUACAAAGGGCUCCUGGACUGCGCUCAGCGGAUCCUGGAGCGUGAAGGGCCCCGCGCCUUCUACCGUGGCUACCUGCCUAACGUGCUGGGCAUCAUCCCCUAUGCUGGAAUCGAUCUAGCCGUCUACGAGACCCUGAAGAAUCGCUGGCUUCAGCAGUACAGCCACGAAUCGGCAAACCCAGGCAUUCUUGUGCUGCUGGCCUGCGGCACCAUCUCCAGCACCUGUGGCCAGAUUGCCAGUUACCCCCUGGCACUGGUCCGGACCCGAAUGCAGGCCCAAGCCUCCAUGGAGGGUAGCCCACAGGUCUCCAUGGUGGGGCUGCUUCGACACAUCUUAUCCCAGGAGGGUGUCUGGGGCCUCUACCGGGGCAUUGCCCCCAACUUCAUGAAGGUCAUUCCAGCCGUGAGCAUCUCCUACGUGGUCUACGAGAACAUGAAGCAGGCUCUGGGGGUCACAUCCAGGUGAGGGGCCAGGAACCUGCCACCCCGAGAUUCCUUCAUCUUCACCACGGCAUCUCCCAGGCUGACGUCCUCGACCACCGGAGACUAAUGGCCUGACCGGUGGAUCCUAAUCCCCCAUCCCAAGCCGCUGGAUCCCAGUACCCAAAUCCCAGAUCCUUGGCCCUGUGUCCUGACCCUGACACCACUGGACCCCACUCUUUGGCCACUGGAUCCCAGUGCUGGAUCCUCAACUUCACAGCCAGACCCCAACUGCUGUGCCUCACACAUCAGCAGUCUGAUGCUUGAAAUGCAGAACCAUCCACGCCCUGGCUCUGAACCCUUAUCCCGGAGCCCGGAGCUGAAUCCUGCUUUUCCCUGCACCACCCACUGGGCCUCCCUAUGCAGCAGCAGAUGGCCCAGUGCCCCAAGCAUGGGAGCACACAUCCAUGUACCCCAUAGCCAGACCUCAGAUCCUUCCAGCACCAGACGCUCUUGCCGCACAGGACUGAGAUUCCCAAACCUGCUGAUGAAUACCCUGUCACCUGCCUCAUAGUCCGGCCACUGGAUUCUAGAAGCCAAGAACUCCCAGCCACAGGGUCCUGACAGAGCAAUGCCAAGAUCCUGGCGCUCUGCCCCUGGGUCACUGGAUCCCAGAUCCCUCACCCCAAACAAUCAUGUUCCUCGGCUUGGGGUUCCGUCCGCACUCUUCCACCUUGACUGCUGGGUCUACACUUCAAGCACCACCCUCAGUCUCAUCACUGGAUCCCAGAGUCGCAACCCACUAGAUUCUGGUUCCCGGAAGCACAGGUGUGAGCUCCAGGGUGGAUCCCAGAUGCCACAGCUGUGAAAUUCCAGACCCCAGGUUCCUUCCACCCCUUCUCUGGGCACCAUCCGUAGGAAGCGGAGCUCUCCCAGACACUGCGCUCCUGCACCCCCAGUGCUCAGACCGCUCCCCAAGUCUAGAUCCCCACCGCCCGGUGGCAGCAUCUCAGAUCCCACAGGCACCCCAGUAUCCCAGAGACACCCUGGAGCUGAUUCCCACUGCAUGGAACCACACCAUCCAGGGAUCCUUCUGGAAGCCCAGACCCCAGACCAGUGGCUCCCCACCAAGCAGCAAGGGAUGGGAUAUAUGUCCCACACCACACCCCAUAGGAAUGCUGGAUCUCCCCUCAGCUACGACACACCUCCCCUCCCCUCCCAAAUCACCCCCCUUCCCGUCUUCCCACUCUAAAAUGUCUUCCACACCCCUGCCCACCUUCCAGGCUAGUAACUCCCAGAGCCCAGGUCCCUCUGGGAGGGCCUGGUCUGCUUGUUCAUGGAUCGGGAGCUGCCAGGUGAAGUCGGGGGACACAGCCAAGGGGACCUUCUGCAUCCCAGCACUGCCAGCCCUGCUCGGGCCUCAGAAAGUCACAAUUAAGGACCAAUAUACAGCAUCCUUCCUGAAACCCAGCAUUCAGUAUGCAAAAUCAAACAUCCCCAGACUGACUCGGGGGUCUAUUUUUCUACAAAGUCCCCUGGCUCCCCACCACAUUCCCAUACCCUCCGCACUUCAACAUUGGGUUCUGAGCUUAGGAUAACUGGGGAUACCCUGGUGAACUCCCCAGCCUUUGGGGACCCCAUCAAAGGACCGUGAAAGGGGAACUGGGGUGUUGGGUGGCAGGAGGACUCCACCAUGGCUUCCACCUCUCCCUCCAGCCUACACCAAGCCCCACCUCCCUGCCCAUGCCUGUCAUUUCAAGGGGAAAGAAAAUAAAUUUUCUAAGCACUUUCA
Molecule: messenger RNA, 3330 nt
Organism: Peromyscus leucopus (white-footed mouse)
Lineage: Eukaryota; Metazoa; Chordata; Mammalia; Rodentia; Cricetidae
Gene: Slc25a23
Product: solute carrier family 25 member 23
Exons: 10
Coding region: 187-1584 (465 amino acids)
Biological process (GO): transmembrane transport
Cellular component (GO): mitochondrial inner membrane
Molecular function (GO): ATP transmembrane transporter activity; calcium ion binding
Source: RefSeq, a predicted model, not a curated record